This is a messenger RNA of Aureobasidium uvarum, 1020 nucleotides long. NCBI's taxonomy places the organism in Eukaryota, Fungi, Ascomycota, Dothideomycetes, Dothideales, Saccotheciaceae. The record is from the annotation of a GenBank genome assembly.
AUGUUCUUGUCGUCACCUAGGAAAAAGAGUUUGGCGACUUACUCGAAACAAACACCGCGAACCAAUCACUGCUCGACUCUCGCUUCACCAACCUCAGAUGAUCGACAACACCGCAAGGGACGCGUUACGUUGACGUCUCCUGUUCGUGCAGAAACUCCUCUCACUAGUCCGAGCUCAAUUUCCCUGUCACCUUCUUUCCUCAGCGAUCACAAAGAUGACCAAGCACAACAAGUCGAACUACCAACGGAACCUCCUUCGGCCCAUGAGCUCGCAUUGGUGACACCAUCAGAUCAGAUCGCGAGGCCCGUGAGCUCCUCCGAACACGAUUCCAUCUCGGACCAUGAACUGACGCCUAUGGAACGUGGCCGCAAGAAGCGUACACGAAGAGACGCGAAGCCUCAGCCUCUAAGCAAGCUAAGGAAAUCACUGAACGUACGACCCAAGAAGUUACGAUUCACAGCGAAACAACCAACAUCUGUCCCCUCAGCAGAAACAAUCCGGGAGAUUGAGAGAGGUGCUGAUGGUUUUGACGAGAUGCAUCUUGUCCUCCUAGCAGUUUCGAGACCAAAGAAAAGAAAGCUCAAGGCACACAGCACCACCGUAGCGUUGGAAACCCUCAUAGGCCCACAUCCACACGUCAACUUUGACGACCCGGAUUGGUUGGCAGUCCCUUACCAAGAUCAUCUUAAACUAGAGCAGAAAGCGACCUACCACACAACCGAGGCCACUAGAGAUGAGUCGAAAUUUGAAGGAGUAGUUAUCGAAAAUGCUCAUCUACAAGUUGAGGAAUUCCGAAGCGCACGCAAGCCGCCCACCAGACCAUCGGCCAAGGAGGUUCUUCUAUAUGCUCAGUUGUCAUCUGUGUCUGCACCAAUUAUGCGACAUCCAUCUUACGACGAAGAAAGCGAGGAACACUACGCAAACAACUUCAUGGACAACGAAGAAGGUGAAGGAGAAGGAUUCGAGCAUAGCAUAGGUGACGGGGAGCUGGGAGAGCAGAGGGCAAGCACAGUCCGCUAG